Messenger RNA from Porites evermanni, 342 nucleotides. The record is from the annotation of a GenBank genome assembly. Lineage: Eukaryota; Metazoa; Cnidaria; Anthozoa; Scleractinia; Poritidae.
AUGAAGGAUCGUGAUUUUCACCAUCGUAAAGCCGUGAAAACCAAUUCUGCUUUUCACUGGGCUCGCUAUAGAAAGUUAAGAAAUAGGGUCAAUCGUGAAGUCAAGGCAGCAAAAUCCAAGUAUUAUUGUGACUUGAUUUUAGAGGCUAAAGGGGAUUCAGGAAAGAUCUGGAAGGCGGUGAAUGAGGUGUCUUCGCGCAAGACUAAAUCCUCGAGCCCACAAUGUAUCGUAGUUGAUGGUGUUGAACACACCACCCCAGCCUCUAUUGCAUCCGUGCUCAACUGUUAUUUCUCAUCCAUUGGCAGAAGUCUUGCAAAUAAAAUAUCAGCUGCUGCUAUGUUC